ACGGGCAGCUGGCUUGUCAUCUGGAUCGACCUUUUCAUAUCGUCUCACAACACGGAAACAGAUAACAUUCUAACAAACAGAUCCUGUAGAUGUACACUUAGCCAUGGCAGACACAGAGUCGAUAAAACGAAAACACGAGUCUAAGACUUUAAUAACGGAAGACAAACCUUUGCCCAUGGAUUCAAGAGUGAGCGAUGCCAGAAAAGAUUAUCAAAAGGUUUACAAGAGGAUGUGCUCCGAGAAUAAAGACGAGCAAGCUGCGAUAUGGACCAGUAUGUUUGAGGAAAACUUGGGGAGAGAAGUCAGUGGUGAGCUGCCCCCUUGGCUUGGCCCAAAGGAAAAGAAAGAGGGAAAAUUUGGGGAUCCUGAAAAGACGGAUCUUGCGACUAUUCACAAGGCGAGAGCGAAAGAAUCUGGUGUGGCCAAUGCAGCGAAUCUUAUCGAUAGCAAAGCAGAACAAAAGGAAAUCAAAGAAUCGCCGUGGCUUGACCAAAACGCUAAAAGUGAAGGAGAUUCAGAAAACCAAGAAAAGACAGACUUCGAGUCRAUUCAUAAGGAAAGAGUGAUUGAAUCUGGUGUAGCGAAUGCAGCGAAUCUUAUCGAUGAAAGACGACAUCGCGCUAGAAGUUUUGAAGGAAGCAAGGAAAUACCUCCUACAACAACUGGUUCAGACAAGGAAAAGUGAUGAUACCUCAGCGGAGAAAGGAUAAAAAUCUAUCGCAAUCAAACAAGGACUAAAGACAAGAAAUCUGAACAAGUCUAAGAUGUUUGAUGCAUUAGUUUUGGGGCAUUUGCUUUCCCAAAAGUGACGCAGAUGUCAACAAUGGAAGGAACUGUGUAAGGAUAUAUAAUGUAUUUAUGUGAAUAUGUUAUGAGAUUGGAUUAAGUAUUUGCUUUAUAAUAAUAUCCAAAGUAUAUAUUUCGUUUAGUUGGCCUUUUUCUCACGCGGACGCCAUGUUUAUUCUUAUUUUGAAGCACUUGGAUAUUUGCGUGGUGUUUUUUUGUUCUUGUCAACAUGCCUAUCGCAUGAGUAAAGCAUUAUUGUCACGUUUUGGUUUUUGCGCCUUUUCGCUCUGUCGUAUUUAAUAUGUUCGAUGGAAAUCCAUUUUUUCCGUAGUUCCAAUAGUUUUUUCCGUAUGGUUCAUUUUUUAUUGCCUUUUUAUCGACAUAUUAACUCAAGCAAUUUAUACCAUGAGGUCAUUACAGUAUUCUUGGCUUUCAACAACGUCAUCGAAAAAUUUCCAAAGACUUAUAUACGACAAAACCUCCACACACCGAAAGAGCAACUAAAACUGUUUAUCUCAGCCAAAAUUGUAGCUAAGAGAAGCUUUAGAUACGGAGAUACGAGCGAUUGAUUAUGCCCAUAACUUAGUUGACACGGUAUGGGUCCGCCAUCUUGAUGUCCUAUCUAGAGGGGCGCAAAGAUGGCGGCCAAAUCACGAAAGUUAAAAAUCAUGUUUCUAUUGAUCCCAAUUAAUUAGUUUAAUAAUAAUAAUUAUCGAAAUAAAGUUAACAAUCAUCUACUAAAAUGAAAAUGUAUUAUAUCAAUCGAAUUUCCCUAUUCCUAAUGCUUUGAAAAUGCGUGACACUGAUUGCGUUACAGAAUUUGAUUCGUAAUAAAUCUAAAACCAAACAUCGAAAAUACACAAGUAUUUUGGCAAAGCUUUUCUUUUAACGCUGUAAACAGAAUAUUCGACAAACAGUUUUGUGGAGUGAGUACUUUGGAUUUUUGUCUUUUCAUGAUGUCGGGUGAAAGCCAAGAAUUAGGUAUCAGACAUCGUGUUUAUGUUCGUGCGGUCAUCAAUGUUAGUGCGCAGGCAUCUAUGUGAAUAAUAUACUCUAUUGUCAUACAACAUUUUGAAGCUGAUAAGACAAUCUCGUACCUAGAGCCUGCAUUUCUUCUGGCCUGUGACGAAGAAUGAGGGCUCUGGCAUAAUCCAUCAGUUUUUUAGACCAGUAUUUCUUGGACCUCUGGUAUAAGAGUGCAUGCACUCAAAGACUUGCAAAAAAUAAAUUAAAAAAAAGUAAACCCAGAACUCUGUUUUAAAGCAUGAUUUUCAUUGAUUAUAUUUCACUUCCAGAAAAUUGUGCAUGUUUCAAAAAAUGUAUAAUAUGAUAAAUAUAUGUUAAUAUGUUUUGCAUCGUUUUGGUUUUCCAAACUGGCACUUUUAGCUCAAACUAUUGAUCUAUCAGUAAUAUACCACUAGUAGGUGGGCCAAUCAGAGCACAGGAUUUGUUAUAGACUACUAGUAGGUGGGCCAAUCAGAGCACAGAAUUUGUGAUAGACCACUAGUAGGUGGGCCAAUCAGAGCACAGGAUUUGUGAUAGACCACUAGUAGGUUUUAUUUUUUUAUAGUGGGAUAUAAAUUCAGUGUAUGCAUA
Messenger RNA from Actinia tenebrosa (Australian red waratah sea anemone), 2382 nucleotides. RefSeq lists its product as uncharacterized. The record is from RefSeq and is a predicted model, not a curated record. NCBI's taxonomy places the organism in Eukaryota, Metazoa, Cnidaria, Anthozoa, Actiniaria, Actiniidae.